AUGGGAGAGCAUCUUCUGAUUGCCUCUCUCUUUGUGUUUGCUAUUCCAGUCGAUUCUGUACAUUUUCUUUCGGAAGCCAGCGAUAUUUCUCCGGAAUUGAAUUAUAGUCGGGAUAUUCUGAAUUUCAUUCUAGACACUGUCUCGGUCACCGUCUUGAUUUUAUUGACACUUGUGCUUAUAACAAUUGGUGUUAUCAUAUUCUUCCACUGUAAAUGUUCCCCAAAAGCAACGGCAACCGCUCGCGAUGACAAUGACUACAGAUACUAUAUUGCUAGUUCCAAGAAGUAUAAUUUGGCAGUGACGGACUUCAAUUGUAACCAACAAAACAGGAUGCAGAAUUCCAAUACAAGGACAGCCAAGAAGCUGUCAGCAAUUCUGGAGAAUCAAUUGGAUCCCCCGUUUGUUGUGUGA
Molecule: messenger RNA, 411 nt
Organism: Caenorhabditis remanei
Lineage: Eukaryota; Metazoa; Nematoda; Chromadorea; Rhabditida; Rhabditidae
Exons: 2
Coding region: 1-411 (136 amino acids)
Source: RefSeq, a predicted model, not a curated record